Molecule: messenger RNA, 177 nt
Organism: Gregarina niphandrodes
Lineage: Eukaryota; Apicomplexa; Conoidasida; Eugregarinorida; Gregarinidae
Product: RNA-directed DNA polymerase
Exons: 1
Source: RefSeq, a predicted model, not a curated record
GGGCACAAAUGUGCCCCGGCUGAAUUUCAGCAGAGAGUGGAGGAUGUGUUGAGGAAUCUAAUGGACACAGAAGUGGUUCGUGUAUACGUUGACGACAUCAUAAUUGGCACGAAAACAAGGGAUACUCACCUUGACCUGGUCUUGCGAGUCCUGGAAAGGCUGCGAGAGUCGGACUGA